Caenorhabditis remanei is the source of this 1113-nucleotide messenger RNA. RefSeq lists its product as uncharacterized. Lineage: Eukaryota; Metazoa; Nematoda; Chromadorea; Rhabditida; Rhabditidae. The record is from RefSeq and is a predicted model, not a curated record. The transcript has a single exon. The coding region runs from base 1 to 1113 and encodes 370 amino acids.
AUGUCCAAACGACUCCCAACUGCCUCCGUCAAAACCAGCACAGAUGCCACAAUCACCGCUCUCCAAGAGAAGCUCUCCCAAGUGGAAAAGGAAUUCAACAAGUUGAACGAGCAGAGAAACGCUCAAAGAGACACUCUAAUUCAAGCUUUUUUCAAAAAAGAUAAUGAAUUGAAAGAGAUGAACAGAUUGAGUAAAAUAGGUGGAGCUGAAAACGAGCCCGAACUUGAAAAGCUUAAAGCGCAGCUCAAAGAGAAAGAGCAGAUAAUUGACGAGCUGAGCAAAAAUGAGUCACUUCUCAUCAAGUCGUUUAAGAAAGAGCAUAAAGAGCUCAUCAAAAAAGAGCGUGAAAAGCUCAUCAAGCUAUUCGAAAGAGAAUAUGACGAGAGGUUUUUGGCACAAAAGAGAAGUUUCAAUCAGAAACUUAGCAAGCAACACCAAGAGCUCAGUGAAAAAUUGGCUGAGAAGAAUCAGGUCAUCAAGGAGAAAAAUGUGAAGAUGAAUGAGAUGAUUGCAGAGAAAAAGGCUGCAUUGAAAGCUUUGAGGCGCGAACACCAAGAGUCAAUUCAAUGCACAAAGAGAAGGAUAGAAAAGAAGUUUGCGAGAAAGUUCGAAAGAUUUCAAAAGUUUCAUGAAGUCUCAAGAAAAUGUUCACUCAAUAAGGAAAGCGUGGAUCUAGUAUCGACACACGAUGGAUUAGAUGACGAUGAAGAGUAUUUCUCCUGCUGUGAAGAUUUUGAAGAGGAUGAAGCCACGACUACAACAGGAUCUCCAGCACCAAACUCAUGUUCCAAUAAUGAAGAUCUUGCAGAGGAACUCGCUCAAACGAAGAAGGCUCUAGCAGAUCUCGAGUUGUCAAUGAAGUCUCAUACUGAUUGGCUCUGUUCAUACUUGGAUAACAAUUCCGUAAUGAUCAGCCAGACAUUCUUUGGCAAUGAAAUAUCACGGGACAUUGAGGAAAAGAUUGAAGAGUUGGAGCAACAAAUCAAAAAGUCUGAAAACGAUAGAGAUAUGGCGGAUUUCAUGGCAGAGAUUCAGAGGAUCGAACAUCAACGAGAGAUCGAUAAUUUGGAGUUGAGACUGAGAGACGCCUAUACUCUUAGAGAUAUGAUUUAA